Messenger RNA from Trichosporon asahii var. asahii CBS 2479, 2130 nucleotides. RefSeq names its product histone deacetylase clr3. The coding region runs from base 1 to 2130 and encodes 709 amino acids. The record is from RefSeq and is a predicted model, not a curated record. The transcript has 4 exons. Gene Ontology annotation, biological process: chromatin organization. Gene Ontology annotation, molecular function: histone deacetylase activity. Gene Ontology annotation, cellular component: histone deacetylase complex. NCBI's taxonomy places the organism in Eukaryota, Fungi, Basidiomycota, Tremellomycetes, Trichosporonales, Trichosporonaceae.
AUGGACUCGAAUGCGAUGGAUAUUGACGGCGCUGCCGGCCCGAGUGCGCCCCUGCAGCCCGUGGUGACUGCGCCGCCAAUCGAGGCUGGAGCGCAGCAGAAGGAGACGCCCGUGCUCACUGUUGAGCCGAGUGGGACGAGCAGCCCUAUCCCGAAUGCGCUCGCCACUGUGCAAAACACAACAACGGUCAAAGCCGAUGAUGCUAACGGGGGAAGCGCUCGCAUCGCCCGCACGGGAUACGUGUACGACCCGCUCAUGAUGCUUCAUUGCCAAGACGGAUACGUGCCAACCGAGGACAUUCACGAUACGGGCGAGGGCCACCCCGAGGAGCCGAUGCGUAUCAAGCGCAUCUUCACGCGCCUCAAGGACAACGGUCUCAUCCGGCGGAUGAAGGCGCUGCCCUCACGGGAAUGUACGCUCGAGCAGGUCCGUCUUGUCCACGGCGAUGACCACUGGUUGAAGGUUCAGGGAACGGAGACGUUCACGGACGAGUACAUCCAGGAGACGAAGCAGUACUACGAGAACCUGUCGUUAGCAGUGUGCACCGGACAGGUCCGAAAUGCGUUCGCGAUUGUGCGCCCACCAGGACACCACGCCGAGCCGGACGAGCACAUGGGCUUCUGUUUCUUCAACAACGUCGCGGUUGCCGCGCGCGAGAUGCAGAAAGAGGGACUGGCGAAGAAGGUGCUGAUUCUUGACUGGGACGUGCACCACGGAAACGGAACGCAGCGCGCAUUCUGGAAUGACCCGAACGUGCUCUACAUCUCUCUUCACCGACACGACGGAGGCAAGUUUUACCCUUCGUCCGACUUCGGUGCGCUCGAUAUGGUCGGCGAGGGACCGGGUGAGGGCAAAAGCGUGAACAUUCCGUGGCCGAGUGGAGGGUUCGGCGACGGAGACUACAUCUACGCGUUCCAGAAGAUCGUGAUGCCGAUUGCGUAUGAGUUCGAGCCCGAUCUCGUCAUCAUCUCGUCCGGCUUUGACGCGGCCGACGGUGACCACCUCGGACAGUGUCACGUCACGCCAGCGGGCUACGGACACAUGACGCACAUGUUAAGCGCGCUCGCUGGAGGUCGGCUCGUCGUCGCUCUCGAGGGAGGAUACAACCUGCGUGCUAUCAGUGACAGCUCGCUCGCCGUCGCGCAGGUGCUGCUGGGCGAGACGCCGGCGGAGCUGACGCACGUCGAGGCGAGCGAGGCGGCGACCGAGGUCGUGCGCCAGGUCGCAAAGGUGCAGAGCCGGUUCUGGAAGAGCGUGGACGUGAAGGCGUGCGAGCCACCCGAGCCCGGAUGCGAGGCAUCCGUCGUCGCGAUCCCGGAUAUCCUCAAAAUUUACCGUGCCCACCACCUGUUCGAGAAGUAUCGCCUGUGUCCGAUCCCGUUGGCCAGUGAGGAGUUGGAGGAGGCGUACGCGAACCAAGUCCUCGCUUCUCAGGGACUCUUCGACGCCGCACCCGGAUCCACGCUCGUGCUCUUCGUGCACGACUUUGGCAACCUCCGCGUCGAGACGGACGGCGUCGCCACGACGGAUAUCCAGCUUGCCAACUCGUACCUCCUCGACACGACCGAUGCCGUCGUCGACUGGACGCGGGAGCGGGGUUACACUCUGAUCGACGUGAACAUGCUGCGCGCUCUGCCGACGACUCUGCCCCGCGAGGGACCACGUAUGGUCGCGAACAAGGGCGACCCGCGCGACGGCAAGCUGCUCCGGUAUCUGUGGGACAACUACGUCGACCUGAGCGACGCGGACAAUGUGGUGAUCAUAGGUCACGGCUCGGGGUGUGCGGCGGUGAUGGAGCUGAUCAACCACCGCGACGUCGAGAGCAAGGUCAAGGCAGUCGUGCAAGUGGGCGGACUGCAUUCCCUCGUCCGCGUUGACCCGAACAACGAGACGAGGCGUAACUGGUUCCGAGCCAGCAACCGAAUCUACAUCCCCAAGAGCCACCCGCUCAUGAACGAGGAGCGGCUCUGGCGCCGCCUCGGCGGCCAGAUCCACACGAGCGACAAGGCCAAGGUCGUCGAUGUCCUGAACGACUCGAUGCCCCAGAUCAAGGAGUUUGUCGCGUCCAAACUCCCCGCUGCGCCUGUUGCCCCCGCGGCUGUCAAUGGAGAGUCCGUUACCGCCGCUUAG